Molecule: messenger RNA, 1029 nt
Organism: Aspergillus welwitschiae
Lineage: Eukaryota; Fungi; Ascomycota; Eurotiomycetes; Eurotiales; Aspergillaceae
Gene: cyp5
Product: putative peptidyl-prolyl cis-trans isomerase
Exons: 3
Coding region: 57-692 (211 amino acids)
Biological process (GO): protein peptidyl-prolyl isomerization; protein folding
Cellular component (GO): catalytic step 2 spliceosome
Molecular function (GO): peptidyl-prolyl cis-trans isomerase activity
Source: RefSeq, a predicted model, not a curated record
ACAUAUCCCAUCCUACUAUCUUUUAACUUGCAGCAGAUCGAACAGACUCAUACGCCAUGUCUGUAACACUCCACACAACCCACGGCGACCUCAAGGUCGAGCUCUUCUGCGAAGCGGUCCCUAAGACAGCAGAGAACUUCAUCGCCCUCUGCGCCAGCGGCGCCUACAACAACACCCCAUUCCACCGACUCAUACCAGGCUUCAUGAUCCAAGGCGGCGACAUCUCCCUGAACCCCUCCCUCACCUCCUCCUCUUCGUCCGCCAAACCCCCCCUCCCCUUCGAAGACAUCCCCAAAGGCGGCACCUCCAUCCACCACCCCUCAGCGCUGAAUCAAGAAAUCCACCUCCCUGCACUAAAGCACAACACGCGGGGAAUCCUCUCGAUGGCGUCGCGGCCCGUGAAGGAUAGGACAGCACCGGGAUCGCAGGGCGCAACCGGAGCUACGAUAAACGGGAGCCAGUUCUUCGUGACGUUUGCGCCGGCGCCGCAUUUGGAUGGCGCGAGUACGGUGUUUGGGAAGGUGUUGAAUUUGACGGCGCAGGAUGAGGGAGGGGAUGUGUUGGGGAGGUUGGAGAAGGCGAAUGUUAAGGUUGAUAAGAAGGGGAGGGUGGUUCAGCCGAAGGAGGGGGAGGAAUUUGAGGCGUUGAGGAUUGAGAGGGUUACGAUUCAUGCGAAUCCGUUUGCAAAGUGAGAUGGCUUUUAUGGGUAUAUUUUGUGGUCGGUUGAUAUGGUCAUGGCCAUGUUUUACGUCUAUUGUGAGAUGUUAGGAUGCCGUGCUUGAUGCUGAGGUCCGGGCCGGGGAACUCUAUGCGCGGCACUAGGGUGUCGGUAUCGCGAUAGCUCGGCUCGGCUCGUCUCACUACUUAAGGCUACCAGCGUCGCUCAAUGCCUCAUUCAUUGUCCGUGAUGGGCCGAGGUGCGAGCUUCUUAGAUGCUUGGUGGAAUCCAGAUACAGAGCGAGAACCCGACUGGGAUCGCCCAUCUACUAUAGUGUAAUGAUAAACGAAACAGACAGCCAGUCAUCUAUA